AAACUUCGACAGCGCUUCUCCCUAUAGAUGCUGCCUGGCCUGCUGCGUUCCACCAGCAUUUUGUGUGUUUGUGUUAUAUGGGAAUAAACUAUCUUCUUUGAUACCAGGCAAUUUGUUUUAUGGCCUGAGGGGGAUGUUGUUAACAGGGCAAACAGGAUGGAAGUUCUAAAGAUCAAAUGUGAGAACGAGGUAAGGAUGAAGUUAGCAGAGGAAUGUAAUGUUAUGAAUGGAGCGACCUUUUGUAAAAGAAACAGUACUUUGAAACAGAAGAUGAGAGCUAUAUUUCCAGGCAAAACGUGGCUGCAGUUACAUCUUCCCUUGCAAUUAAAAUGAUAAAUUCAUUAAUGCUGUGAUCCGCUCCGUAUUUGUUGUAGUUUGUAUCUGCAUAUUGGAAGACCUAGCUGACAGAAUUUGGAGGUUCCACCGAGACGCUUGUCCAAGUGCGAGAGAGACUCAGGAAAUUCCGAGGACAGAACAGCCGAGGGAAAAUUAAAGUGUUUUUUUAAACCCUUCGCAGUUCGACUUCGGUUUUGUCUCUUUUUCGCCCUAUACACUGCGAUCAACGCUAUGAUAAUGGGUAGAUCAGUUUCUCACGUCACGAUUCCGACACGGUGGUGUGACGACAGAAACUUUGAAAGAGAUCGAUCUAGCGUCUGGGACGCGUGAAAAUUUUCUGAGGUAAUGUGAAAAAAGAUUAGUAAACUAUCCAAUAACUAAAAGACGUCAGGAACACCGGGCGCCCGAACUAAAUGCUGAAAUUUACUAAACCCUUCUGGACGAUGUAGUGAAAACUGUUUUCACCAUAUGUUAAUGUGAAGAGUGAACAGUAAAUGGUUAAUCUUACUGCGACCUGGUUUUCAUCGACUGUGGUUUAUCUCGGCGUUUAAUUCGGCGUUAUCAGUUACACCCGAAGGAGAACGUUACAGUGAAAAAGCGGCAUUAUCAGGUGUUUCAAGUGCUGCAAUGUCAUCUCGAUCCGGCAUCAAGUUGAUGCCGCCCAGCGACAAGGGCAGUAGAGCGACAUCGUAAGUCCACCCAUGCAAGAGCCAAGGCAGAAGCUGCCAGGAUGCGACUGCGCUACGCCAGACAAGAAACAGAUUUGAAAAUGGAACAGGCUGCCAGAGAAGCUGAAAUCCAGAAGGAAAAGGCUGCCAGAGAAAUGGAAAAGGCCGCCAGAGAAAUGGAAAAGGCCGCCAGAGAAAUGGAAAAGGCCGCCAGAGAAAUGGAAAAGGCCGCCAGAGAAAUGGAAAAGGCCGCCAGAGAAAUGGAAGCGGCCGCCAGAGAAGCCGAAACCCAGUUGGAAAUGGCAAAGAUAUCGACAAAGUUGCAAGUGCUGCAGCUAGAAGGAGAAGAAGAAGCUGCCAAGGCGGAAGCAGAGUACAUAGAAGAAGCUGAAGGAAUGCAUGAUCUGGCCGAAGUAAGAUCUACUUCAGAAAGGACCAGGUUGAAAUGCACAAUCGACUAUGUCCGAUCUCAAAUAGACAGGCAGGCUCGUCCUUCCUCUCCAUACGUAUUCGAUAACAUCCCAAGCCAUGAGGAACCUCAGAGAGGCUCGAUUGCAUCACAUCCAUACGAGGAAGACAACUUACCCUCGCAACUCCGUGAUGAAGUCGAGAAUGAAAGAGCUGACAACCAAUACUUCUCGACACCAAACUUACAAGAUUUGGUGAGAAGAGAUGCAGGGGUCGAAUUCAGGACGGCAAAUUCCAUAAGAAAUGUACGCCCUCAGUCAUAUAUGCGCCAACGUAUUUCUCCAGCCCGCAUGCCGCUUACAGUUGAUCCCACGAUGCAGUAUUUAACACGACGGGAUCUCGUCACUUCGGGACUGUACCGGUUUGAUGAUAAACCUGAAAAUUACCGUGCAUGGUACUCCACAUUCACCAACGCUAUCGACGGAGUCCAGCUCAGAGCAACCCAAGAGUUGGACCUUAUGGCGAAAUGGCUGGGAAAAGAAACACGCGAACAGGUGAGACGCAUACGUUCAGUGUACAUCAACAAACCCGAGCUAGCCUAAAGCAAAGCGUGAGAGAGACCUUGGGAGGGCUAUGGGGCCCCCGAAAUUAUUGAAGCGGCGCUAUAUCGACGUCUGGAAAACUUUCCUAAGGUGUCAGCCAAAGAUCACAUUAAGUUAAGAGAAUUCGGAGAUUUACUCAUGGAGAUCCAAGGUGCCAAAGAAGAUGGCUACUCAGCUGGUCUAAUAUACCUAGAUACUCCAUCCGGGAUUAGACAGGUCGUGGACAAACUUCCAUUUGGGCUGCAGGACAGGUGGCUGUCCGUUGCUUUAGAAUACAAGGAAGACCACGAUGAUCGAUUUCCUCCCUUUAAGCUCCUCAAUAGGUUUGUGUGCAGGGAGGCGAAGAAGCGAAACGACCCUAGCCUCGCGGGUCCAGGAAGCAGUACGAUUUACACCAAGCCAGGUAGAUCCUCUUCGAAUGUUUUCAACAUUGAUAAACCCGUCUCAGUGCUCAAGACUGAAGCCCUUACAACUAACAACGACCCUAGCAAGUAUUGUCCAUUGCAUAACAAACCUCACCCCCUCAAAGGAUGCAGAAUGUUUAGGGAAAAACCCCUUGAAGAGAGGACGGCCCUUCUCAAGGAGAAAAGAAUAUGCUUUAGAUGCUGUUCCUCAACCUCUCACCUCGCCAGAGAGUGUACGAUCGCCGUAAAGUGUCCAGAAUGUGAUAGCACUGAUCACGUUGGGGCCAUGCAUCCCGGCCUGUCACUGCAAACCGACAACGCUCCUUCACCCCUACAACAGGACGGCGGGGAGGGACAGGCUCACUCUAGGACAACAGUUGUCAGCACGAACUGUACAGGAGUUUGCGGUCAAGGUCAGUCAAGCCGUUCUUGUUCCAAGAUCUGCCUCACUAAGGUGUACCCUAAAGGAGCCAAAGACAAGGCCAUCAAAGCCUAUGUGAUUCUGGAUGAUCAGAGCAAUCGCUCACUAGUCAGUUCAGAGUUCUUUAAAUUGUUCAACAUUGAGAGUGAGCAGUUCCGAUACUACCUCAGAACUUGCUCAGGCAACAUGGAAACCCAAGGAAGGAAGACAGAAGGCGUCUAGAUCGAGUCCCUGGAUGGUAAAGUCGUCAUCUGUCUCCCUCCGCUCUUAGAGUGCAAUGAAAUCAUGAAUAACCGCACUGAGAACCCGACACCAAGUGCGGUGCUACACCAGCCACAUCUCCACCACAUCGCAAAACACAUCCCAGAACUGGAUCCAAAAGCAGAAAUACUCCUGCUGUUAGGGAGAGACGUUCUCCGGGUGCACAAGGUUAGGCAGCAGGUCAAUGGACCACACGACGCCCCCUUUGCGCAACGCCUGGAUCUAGGCUGGGUGGUGAUAGGAGGGGUGUGCCCUGACAAAGUACACAAACUGACGGUUAACACACUCAAGACCAAUGUGCUAGAGAGUGGCCACCAUUCAAUUUUUCAACCCUGCACAAGUGUCCCGUGCGUUAAGGAAGCACAACAAGACGUUAACAAGCGUAAAGUAACUGACGAGACGCUGGGUCAGUCAGUUUUCGCUCAAACUGAGCAUGGUAAUAAACUUGCUCAAUCAGCUCAAGAUGCCAUUUUCCUAAAAACAAAGGACACCAAGGUCUUCAGAGAUGAAGCAAAUAAUGGGGUCGCCCCAUUGCCUUUCAGAGAACCACGCCAGCGCUUGCCAAAUAACAAAGAGCAGGCAGUCAAGCGGUUCACGUCCUUACAAAAAACCCGGAAAAGGAAACCUGAGAUGCAGCAACGCACCCGAUUGACCCACGAGGUACUGUGCACCCUAAUGGCAGAGGUCACAGCCAUUAUAAACGCACGACCACUCCUACCUGUGUCUUCUGACUCAGAAAACCCCUUCAUACUUUCACCAUCAACACUCCUUACGCAGAAGGCAGGAGCUCCCCCUCCACCAGGAGACUUCUCAGACAAGGAUUUGUACACAAAGCAAUGGAGACAAGUCCAAGCUCUGGCAAAUCGGUUCUGGUCUCGCUGGAGACAGGAAUAUCUACCUUUGUUGCAACAGAGACAAAAGUGGACAGAACCCCGCAGGAAUCUUCAAGUUGGAGACUUAGUCCUGCUCAGGGACAAGCAAAUCGCCCGCAACAGCUGGCCAAUGGCCAGAAUCACUGCUACAUUCCCUAGUGGGGAUGGACAUGUCAGGAAGAUCGAAUUGAAGACCACCGACCAAGUCGAUGUGAAAAUUUACCAAAGGCCAGUUACAGAAGUUAUUCUACUUCUACCUAAUGACUGAUUAAGAGUUUUGUACUCUGUUCAUUGUGACCUUACGAAGGUCAGGCGGGGAGUGUGUUGUCUUUAUGACAGUUAUUUAGUUUAUAAUAUUUUCGCUUAGUAAUUCAUUUGUUUGUAUUUUCUAGUUAGAAUUAGAAGUGUUUAAAGUAUAUUAAUUGCCUGUAAAAUAUAUCGGCAUGCGAUGACGUCACAUCCGGUUUCGCCACGUCUUGUGGGAAAAUACCGGUUUGAGAUCGACGCAAGGGUGGGGGCUCACCAUGAGGCAGACCUGAGCAGAAGUUGUUUUGCAAGCAUUAGAAAUCACAGUGAGAGCACGCUGUAAGUUAAUAGAUAAUCGAUAAAUUGAACUAAGAUGCUAACGCCGAUCCUGUUAAAAGUAACGACGGUCGAUAAUGUUUAUGUUUUUGUUAGUUAAAGAGUUGUGGAUAGUUUGCAUUGAAGUGUAUUUAAAGUAGUCAAUGGCAUAGGUAAACUCUGCCUGUAUACUGCACCUUAAUGUAAUGUAGUUAUAGUCACUUUUACAAGUAUUUACAAUGGAAAUGUGAUGUUAAGAAAUGAACAAAUACUGUAUCAAUCUUGUAUUGUUUUAUCAACAGUUUUCACCAUAUGUUAAUGUGAAGAGUGAACAGUAAA
Hypanus sabinus (Atlantic stingray) is the source of this 4872-nucleotide messenger RNA. RefSeq lists its product as uncharacterized. The record is from RefSeq and is a predicted model, not a curated record. The transcript is spliced from 2 exons. The coding region runs from base 3125 to 4240 and encodes 371 amino acids. Lineage: Eukaryota; Metazoa; Chordata; Chondrichthyes; Myliobatiformes; Dasyatidae.